GAAAUCAUCGCGAGCGUGCGCGCGAUCGGUGGAUCGCUGGCGGUGCUGAAGCGGGAACACUUGCUGGUCGGGAACGUGGCGCGGCGCGUGCUGCGAGUGAUACGGGACGAGGGGGCGACGAGCGAGAGGGGCGACGGCGGCGGCGGCGGCGAGAGCGGCGGCGGCGGCGGCGGCGCGGCGACGAAGAAAUUGAAAAAGGAUGUCAUCGAUACCGCACACGAGGUGAUCGAGGAAAUGGAGACGGUGUCGACGAAUAUUGCGAGCCAAAGCUCGGAUUUUGUGACGAAUGGAUGCGUGGUGAUGACGAUGGGGUCGAACGCGAGCGCGGGGACCGGGUUGGCGGAGGCGUUUUUGAGAGACGCGAAUAAGAAACGGUCCGCGAGCGAGGGAGGGGGUGGAUUUAGCGUCGUCGUCGCGGAGAGCGCGCCGAGAUACGACGGACACGCGAUGGCGAAGAGUUUAGCCGAGCGUGGGGUGCGGGACGUGAGCUUGAUUUGCGAUAGCGCGGUGUACGCGACGAUGCCGAGCGUCAAGCUGUGCGUGUUGAGCGCGCGGGGCGUGCUCGCCGAUGGCAGCGCGCUCGUCGAUAGCGGGGCGUAUAACAUAGCUCUUGCCGCGAAAGCGCACUCCGUACCCGUGCUUAUGCUCGCCGGUUCGUACGCAAUCUCACCGAAGACGCAAAAAGAAGCCGGGUUCGACCGCGUCUACGGCUUCGGGUCGCCGUCGACGGCACUGGGUUACGGCGAGCGCGGUGCCGAUCCGGACGCCGUCGUCAUAAACCCGUCGUUCGAAUUCGUACCCGCGGAACUGAUCUCGGUGUUCGUCACCGAUCACGGCGCGCAUUGCCCGGGAUUCAUCAACGUCUUACUGUCAGAGAUGUACUCCCCGCUCGAUUCCGCGCUC
Ostreococcus lucimarinus CCE9901 is the source of this 903-nucleotide messenger RNA. RefSeq lists its product with no specific name. Gene Ontology annotation, molecular function: guanyl-nucleotide exchange factor activity; translation initiation factor activity. Gene Ontology annotation, biological process: translational initiation. Gene Ontology annotation, cellular component: eukaryotic translation initiation factor 2B complex. Lineage: Eukaryota; Viridiplantae; Chlorophyta; Mamiellophyceae; Mamiellales; Bathycoccaceae. The transcript has a single exon. The annotation marks the transcript as partial. The record is from RefSeq and is a predicted model, not a curated record.